Salvia miltiorrhiza (redroot sage) is the source of this 2206-nucleotide messenger RNA. RefSeq names its product zinc finger CCCH domain-containing protein 12-like. Lineage: Eukaryota; Viridiplantae; Streptophyta; Magnoliopsida; Lamiales; Lamiaceae. Gene Ontology annotation, molecular function: mRNA binding; metal ion binding. The coding region runs from base 886 to 1941 and encodes 351 amino acids. The record is from RefSeq and is a predicted model, not a curated record. The transcript has 2 exons.
GGGGAAGAAGAAGAAAAUAGAAAAGGAGAUGAGGGAAAAGAAAACACAGAAAAUGUAGGCGUGUUUGGUUGCAAGAAUAUAAAUCGCGUGAAUUUAGAUGGAUUGUCGCACUACACUUGCAACCAAACGAGUCCACACAAAUCCUUUCCUAUGUGUUUUCGGCACACACAUUCAAUGAGAGUUGAGUGCAGUUUCAUCAAUUUUGUCUGAUUACUUACCCAGUUACUUCUUCCAACUGUCUGAUUAAUAAAAAUCAAAUCUUUUAACUUCGCCACAAUUAAUCUCUUCUUUAUUUUGAUAAAUUUACCUGAAAUAACUUCAUCAGCUACUACCUACAACAUAGCAACUACUUUCUUGAAAUUAGUAAGCUUUAGCCUUCAGCAUCCGAGAUCUCGAAACCACUUUCAAUUUUGGUGAGAAAUCUUCAUUUUUGCCCUGUUAUCUUGAUAUUUUUCUCUUUUUCUUAGUAAAGAUUGAAUUUUUAGCAAUUUUGUAUUAGGAUUUUAGCUAGUUUUGCUGUGGUGUAGACAAAAGCAGCUUCUUGAUUUUUGUAUGUUUGUUUGUUUUUGUAUGUGAAAUUAGAGUUAGGCAAAGUAGAGUAGUUUUGAUUAAUUUGUAGUGUGGCUUUGAACUUCUCCAAUUUCCUGCUAUCUCUAGCUAAAGUAUGUAUUUUUAUCUUAUUUUUGUGUGAAUUGCCUCCGAAAAGGAAUAUGAGAUUAGGGUUUCUUUAGUGUUUCACUUUGAUUAGCUAUAAUUCUGUUGUUUGCUUCCAAAAAAGGUUAGGGUUUGGAUAUUAACAUUCAUUUCUUGAUGUAAGUUAUACUUUGGGGAUACAUUUGUUUGUUGUGGGGGGAGGGGGAGUUUUUGAUCUUGAUCUUCUUGAAAAUGGAUUAUCGUCGUGAGAAUCGAUUAUCUAGUGGCGAUGUGGUUCAUGUUCUAUCCGGGAGCUCCCGGAAUCCUGUCAACGAGAGUUGGGAACCCGGGUUCGUUGAUCAAGCAGUUUGGGCCACAGAGGAUGACUAUGGGAUGUGGAAUGGAGAAGGCUCUUUCGACACCAAUUCAAACUCGAGCUAUGAUGGGGCUCGUUCAGGAAGUGAACCACCGAAUAAGAGAUCAAGGGGUUCCAAUUCAGGAGACGGGGCAGCUUCUAACCGGUCAAAGGCUAUUGGAAAGAUGUUCUACAAAACCAAACUGUGUUGCAAAUUCCGGGCUGGGACUUGUCCGUACAUCACCAACUGUAAUUUCGCGCACAGUGUUGAGGAGCUCAGAAAACCACCGGAUAAUUGGCAAGAAAUCGUGGCCGCACAUGAGGAGGAACGAGCAUCAUCAUCUGAACCAAGGGAGGAGUUUCAGAUCCCGAUUGUUGGGGUCAGUGAUGAGACGCAGAGGUCUUAUAAAGGAAGGCACUGCAAGAAGUUCUACACCGAGGAAGGCUGCCCUUACGGGGAGAACUGCACUUUCCUUCACGACGAGCAGUCCAAGGCCCGAGAAAGUGUGGCCAUAAGCUUGGGCCCGGGCAGUGGCAAUGGCAACGGCAAUGGCAAUGGCGGUGGCAGUGGAUAUGGUGCCAGUGCGAGUGGACCAACCUUGAAGCCUUCGAAUUGGAAAACGAGGAUUUGUAACAAAUGGGAGCUUACUGGAUACUGCCCUUUUGGAAGCAAAUGCCACUUUGCUCACGGUGCUGCAGAACUACACAACUACGGUGGCGGGGCAACGGACUCGGAAGCUAAAGAUCCAUCAACUCCGGACGCCAAACAGCCUGUGAGAACAUCGGUAGAUAGUGGCGUUGCAGCUCUUCCUCACGCCGAAGGCUAUCAUAUGGGAAUCCCUCCCCAGAGGCUGUCCAACGCGAUACAGAGAACCGGAACGAGACCUAAUCAAAAAUGGAAAGGCCCGGAUAAGAUCAGCAAGAUCUACGGUGACUGGAUUGACGACCUCUAGUGGACAGAUGUCGGUUUCUUUGCUGAAUAGAAGGUAGUAAUAAGAAGACUGCGUCGCAUCUUGUCUCUGCUGUUGUAUCGGAUGGAGAAUAAAGAGCACGUGCACGUGCACGUGCCCGGUGCUCGUCUCUCGCUGUCUGGUUUUUGUAUUUCGUAGCAUUUUAUACCUUUCUUAACUGUUACAAGAUUGUGUUUCUGCUGUUUCUGAACAUGUGUACUUGUUGGAAAUUUUCCAUAUGCUUGUUUGGAAUUAGUUUUUUAUUCUA